This is a messenger RNA of Histoplasma capsulatum G186AR, 2341 nucleotides long. RefSeq names its product ribosome biogenesis ATPase RIX7. Gene Ontology annotation, molecular function: ATP binding; RNA binding; ATP hydrolysis activity. The coding region runs from base 1 to 2256 and encodes 751 amino acids. Gene Ontology annotation, cellular component: nucleus. NCBI's taxonomy places the organism in Eukaryota, Fungi, Ascomycota, Eurotiomycetes, Onygenales, Ajellomycetaceae. The record is from RefSeq and is a predicted model, not a curated record. Gene Ontology annotation, biological process: ribosome biogenesis. The transcript has 3 exons.
AUGGCUCCGAGAAACCGUGGUAGUAGACCAACGCUCGGGCAUGGUCUUGAUAAAGAGGUAUAUCAAAUAGUGCGCAAGAUUGCCGACGACCUCCACUUAGAAGGGGAAAAUGGACGCUUGACUCCAUGGUUUGUCUACGAGCGGAUAAAACGGUCAAAUUCUAGUCUCAAUCGAAGAGGGAAGAAAUUGCUGGAAGACAGUAUCGAACGGGUACUGGAGGUAGUCAAAACGGAUGCGCUUGGCGAUGAGGAAUCGGAUUCGGUUAACGGAGAUUUCGAAGGAUUGGAGGAGAAGAAUGAAAGUCUAGAUUCUAAUCGCAUGAACAAGAGUAUCGUGGGGAUGUGGGACACUCAAUCAAAGAUGCCAGCGAUGCCCAAGAAACCAGUGGAUGUGGCAGGAACUGAUUCAGCAUCGCCAGUGCCUACAGCUAUAUCAAAUAAGCGACGGCAGGCUGGCGGGGAGUCGCAUCCUAAACGAAGAAAGGGUGAAAGCAAUAUUGACAGGUCACCUCCUACUCAUGUAAACUUGGCGGAUCUAGGCGGAGUGGACGAUAUAAUUCAGGAACUUGAAGACCUUCUAGUCUUGCCCAUGACACGCCCUCAGGUCUAUUCCUCGUCGAAAGUGCAACCUCCCCGGGGGGUAUUGCUUCACGGCCCACCUGGUUGUGGCAAAACCAUGAUUGCCAAUGCCUUUGCAGCGGAGCUUGGUGUGCCGUUUAUCGCAAUAUCAGCGCCGUCGAUAGUCUCUGGUAUGUCUGGAGAAUCCGAGAAGGCACUACGGGAACAUUUCGAUGAGGCAAAGAAGGUUGCGCCAUGCCUCAUAUUCAUUGACGAAAUCGACGCGAUCACCCCUAAACGCGAGAGUGCUCAGAGGGAAAUGGAAAAACGUAUCGUUGCCCAAUUACUUACUUGCAUGGAUGAUUUGGCUUUGGAAAAAACGGAUGGAAAACCUGUGAUUGUAUUGGCAGCUACGAAUCGACCAGAUAGCUUGGAUGCUGCGCUACGGCGAGGUGGGAGAUUUGACAAGGAGAUCAAUCUUACCGUCCCGAGCGAGCCCGUGAGGGAGCAAAUCCUUCGUACUCUAACAAGGGACAUGAACCUGGCAGAUGAUCUGGACUUCAAGCUCCUGGCAAAAAGAACCCCCGGAUUUGUCGGUGCUGAUCUGAACGACCUCGUCUCCACCGCUGGAUCGGCAGCCAUAAAACGAUAUAUUGAACUCCUGAAAUCACAUACAGGCGAUGAAAUGGACAUAGGAGACACUGCAAAUGAAGAUGGUGGUAACCGCAAUAGCAGCAUCAGCCCCAAAAUCCUCGAACUCCGCCGCCUCAUCAAACACGCCCGCGAAACCCCUCUCGACUCCGAAGCACAAACAGUCUCAGUCUCCAACACAGAUUUCUUCACCGCCCUACCUAAAAUCCAACCGUCCUCUAAGCGCGAAGGUUUCGCCACCAUCCCAGACACAACAUGGGCAGACAUCGGCGCCCUAUCCGGCGUCCGUGACGAACUCGCCACAGCAAUAGUCGAACCCAUCCGCAACCCAGACAUAUACGCCCGCGUCGGCAUCACUGCCCCAACAGGAGUUUUGCUCUGGGGCCCUCCAGGCUGCGGAAAGACUCUCCUCGCCAAAGCAGUCGCCAACGAGUCUCGCGCCAACUUCAUCAGCGUCAAGGGCCCGGAGCUGCUGAAUAAAUACGUUGGCGAAUCCGAACGCGCCGUCCGGCAGGUCUUUGUGCGCGCCCGCUCCUCGGUCCCCUGCGUCAUUUUCUUUGAUGAACUGGACGCCCUCGUCCCCCGCCGCGAUGAUACGCUCUCUGAAGCUUCCGCGCGUGUCGUCAAUACCCUUCUCACCGAGCUGGAUGGGCUGGGUAGCGCGCGGCAGGGUAUAUACGUCAUCGCCGCCACAAAUCGGCCGGAUAUUAUCGAUCCGGCUAUGCUGCGGCCGGGCCGGCUGGAGACCUUGUUGUUUGUAAAUCUGCCUAGUGCUGAUGAGCGGGUGGAAAUUCUGCAGACGCUGCUGCGGAAAUUGCCAAUUGAGUUCUCGGAUGAUAUUGAAGGGUUGGCGAGGUCGUGUGAAGGGUUUAGCGGUGCUGAUCUGGGAUCGUUGUUACGUCGGGCUGGCUAUUCUGCCAUAAAGCGGCGGGAUACGAUACGUUUCGAGGACUUCGUGGCGGCGAAAGCGGGAAUUAGGCCUAGUGUGUCGGAUUUGAGGAAGUAUGAGAAGUUGAGGAGGGAUUGGGAAGGUGGGAAUGUUAUCUAGACGUAUAUCUUUUGGAAACCCUCACUUAUAGUGAAUCAUAAAACCUCUGUCCACUGGUAACUGAGCAUUUUAGAUGAUUAUCAUG